Messenger RNA from Guillardia theta CCMP2712, 1158 nucleotides. RefSeq lists its product as hypothetical. The transcript is spliced from 13 exons. Lineage: Eukaryota; Cryptophyceae; Pyrenomonadales; Geminigeraceae. Gene Ontology annotation, biological process: proteolysis. Gene Ontology annotation, molecular function: metalloaminopeptidase activity. The coding region runs from base 66 to 1142 and encodes 358 amino acids. The record is from RefSeq and is a predicted model, not a curated record.
AGUUUCCUGCGAGAGUAUCACUGGCCUCUGAAAUGUUUCUUGUCGGCAAGCAAGGAGCAUCGACGAUGCUCGUUGGCGUUGCUCUUGUGUUCUUGUCCAACUCAUGGGUGCACGCCUUCUGCUCCUCAGGGUGCGGCAGCAUCCUGAGGGCUCCUGAAUCUUCGAUGGGGCGGAGGCAUGCCGCCAGGACAAGGGUUGAGGUGGGAGGGGGCUUCGGGUUUGCACGCGACAGUUUCAAGUACACAGGAACACAGAGACCCAGUCGUCUGUCUCCUCCAAGACAGAUCCCUGACAACAUCAUGAAGCCCGACUAUGCUGAGGACGGAACACCCAAGGCGAGACAGCUGGGGAUGCCUUGGGACAUUCCUGUAAACUCACCGGAAGAUAUCGAGGGAGUCCGCGCAGCAAGUCGAGCGGCGAGGGAGGUGCUGGACAUCGCAGGAGCUGCUGUGAAGCCGGGGAUGACUACGGACGAGAUCGAUGCCCUUGUACACGAGGAGACGAUCAAGAGAGGAUGUUAUCCUUCCCCGCUCAACUACAACGGUUUCCCUAAGAGCGUUUGCACGUCUAUCAACGAGGUUAUCUGCCACGGAAUUCCUUGCACGAACACACGUCUCAAAGAAGGCGACAUCAUCAACAUCGACGUCACUUGCUAUCUCAACGGGUAUCACGGAGACUGCAGCGAGACUUUCUGUGUCGGCGAGGUGGACGAUGCGGGAAAGAAGCUUGUCAAAGUCACGUACGACGCCUGGCAGGCGGCGAUCAAGAUCUGCAAGCCUGGCGUCCCCUACUCGCAGAUCGGAGGAGUGAUCGAUGACAUCGUGACCAAGGAGGGCUUCACCUCGACCAGAAAUUUCUGCGGGCACGGAGUGGGCAAGAUCUUUCACUCCAACCCGACAGUCCUGCACUACAAGAACAAGCAGAACAACGGAGUGAUGGCUCCUGGUCACAUCUUCACCAUAGAGCCCAUGAUCAACGAGGGAGGCGUGCAGAACAUGAUGUGGAAGGACAACUGGACUGCUACCACCAGGGACGGGAAGAGAUCCGCCCAGUUCGAACACACCCUUCUCAUCACCAAGGAUGGAGUUGAGGCGCUCACAGCCAAGACCGAAAAUUCCCCGCGUUAUUGGUGGGAAUUGUAAAGUCAGAUUUCCUCCU